This is a messenger RNA of Paramormyrops kingsleyae, 801 nucleotides long. It is a transcript of the gene uts2d, whose product is annotated as urotensin 2 domain containing. The record is from RefSeq and is a predicted model, not a curated record. Gene Ontology annotation, molecular function: hormone activity. Gene Ontology annotation, cellular component: extracellular region. Gene Ontology annotation, biological process: blood vessel diameter maintenance; regulation of blood pressure. NCBI's taxonomy places the organism in Eukaryota, Metazoa, Chordata, Actinopteri, Osteoglossiformes, Mormyridae.
GGGAUGCAGUGAAGAGACAGACGAGUCCCUGGUUGGCUGUGCACACCUUGGAACAGACCGCCUGCGCCGACAUGGUCCGAACCGCCUCCGUGACCUUCUGUCCCACGCUGGUGGCUUUGCUGCUGGUCCACAUCCCCGGUGCCGAUUCCCGAAGCCUCCCAUCGCCAGUUAGCCAUCAAUUUCAGCCAAGACAAGACACAGAUGUCCAGAACAGGCUUGUAGCAUUGUUGCUCCAUAAGGGCUUGGUUCCCAUAAGCAGAAACGAAGUCAUUGGUUUGGAGAUGGCACGCAAAAUGGAAGAGCUGGAGGAGCUGGGGGGCUUGAAGGAGGAUGUGGAUCUGCAGAACGAGCUGAUCUCAGAUGCAGUCGGAGCCGACGUGUCCUUGCCAAGCAAAAGAAGUUGCUUCUGGAAGUACUGCGUGUGACGCGGCAACCGAGAGAGGGGUGGAGACGAAAAACAUAGGCACUGCCGCUGUGGGCUCCUCCUUCUUUACCUUGUCAUGAUGUGCUGCUCCGUGUUUCCUUUCAUUCACAUGCUCUCCAUGCUUAAAAACAUUUGGGAAUUUUUUAACUUGUAAAAGGCUCACAUUCCACGUUCGAUGUGUUUUACCUAAAGAUAUUUUUCUCUGUUGUAAUUGUAUUGGUAUUACUCCCAGAAGGAUUAACAGAGUUGUGAAGUUGGUUACAUUUCUGCGUAAUAAUACAAAGCUGUGUGAGGAAAAGGGUGUUAGACUCUAUGUUAUGGUAUGUUGUACAGCUUAAAGAAUACAUGAAUAAACUAACAAUGUCAUAGCGAAAUAA